AGCACAAGCUGGGAGAGAGCGGACAGUGAGCCCGCUGCUGCCACCUCAACAUGGAGUAGAGAGAGUCCAGCAUUUACUGCUAAGGAGCGGAUCCCACAGAGAGGAAUACGCGACGGCCUCCACUUGGUUCAUCCGCCGAAGUCCUCGCAAAUGCUACAGCGGCAGUUAUUUUUAGUAAACGCAAAGCAAAGCUCGGCUUUUAUUUGAAAGAUGGCGAACGACUCUCCAGCUAAAAGUCUAGUAGACAUAGACUUGGCUUCAUUGCGGGAUCCAGCUGGGAUAUUUGAAUUGGUGGAGGUGGUUGGAAAUGGCACCUAUGGACAAGUAUACAAGGGACGUCAUGUCAAGACUGGACAGCUGGCUGCCAUCAAAGUCAUGGACGUCACAGAGGAUGAAGAGGAGGAAAUUAAACUGGAGAUCAAUAUGCUGAAGAAGUAUUCCCACCACCGAAACAUAGCCACCUACUACGGUGCUUUCAUUAAGAAGAGCCCCCCGGGACAUGAUGACCAGCUAUGGUUGGUGAUGGAGUUCUGCGGAGCUGGUUCGAUCACAGACCUGGUAAAGAACACCAAGGGGAACCAGCUGAAGGAAGACUGGAUCGCCUACAUCUCCAGAGAAAUCCUCAGAGGUCUGGCCCAUCUUCAUGCCCACCACGUCAUUCACCGUGACAUCAAGGGCCAGAACGUCCUGUUGACAGAGAAUGCCGAAGUCAAACUAGUUGACUUUGGCGUGAGUGCUCAACUAGAUCGGACAGUGGGGAGGAGAAACACCUUCAUCGGGACCCCUUAUUGGAUGGCCCCUGAGGUCAUUGCUUGCGACGAGAACCCGGACGCCACAUACGAUUACAGAAGUGAUCUGUGGUCUUGUGGUAUCACAGCUAUUGAAAUGGCUGAAGGAGCACCACCACUUUGUGACAUGCACCCGAUGCGUGCGCUCUUCCUUAUUCCUAGAAACCCUCCUCCCAGGCUCAAAUCUAAAAAAUGGUCCAAAAAGUUUUUCAGUUUCAUCGAGGGCUGUCUGGUGAAGAACUACACACAGCGCCCCCCGACUGAGCAGCUGCUGAAGCACCCCUUCAUCCGAGACCAGCCCAACGAGAGGCAAGUCCGCAUUCAGCUCAAGGACCACAUCGACCGUACCAAGAAGAAGAGGGGAGAGAAGGAUGAGACAGAGUACGAGUACAGUGGCAGUGAGGAGGAGGAAGAGGAUCCCCCAGAGCAGGAGGGAGAGCCCAGCUCCAUUGUCAAUGUGCCAGGUGAGUCAACCCUGCGCCGCGACUUCAUCCGCCUGCAGCAGGAGAACAAGGAGCGAUCAGAGGCGCUCCGCCGCCAGCAGCUCCUCCAGGAACAGCAGCUCCGGGAGCAGGAGGAGUACAAGCGCCAACUACUGGCCGAGAGGCAGAAACGCAUUGAGCAACAGAAGGAGCAGAGGAGGCGGUUGGAGGAGCAACAGCGACGCGAACGGGAGAUGAGGAGGCAACAGGAGCGGGAGCAGCGUCGCCGCGAGCAAGAGGAGAAGAGGCGUAUUGAAGAGAUGGAUCGUCGGCGCAAAGAAGAGGAGGAGCGCCGGCGGGCCGAGGACGAAAAGAGAAGGAACGAUCGGGAACAGGAGUACAUCAGGCGUCAGCUGGAGGAGGAGCAGAGACACCUGGAGAUGCUGCAGGAGCAGCUGCUCCGUGAACAGGCCAUGCUGCUGGAGUUCAAGUGGCGGGAGCUCGAGGAGCAGCGCAAGGCCGAGCGACUCCAUAAGCGCCUGCAGCAGGAGCAGGCCUACCUGCUGUCGCUCCAGCACGAAACCAAACAGCCGCCUGGCGACAAGACCAAACUCCCCUCAGACCCUAGCACACCUCCACAGACCUCCACCCUGCCCCCUGACAGAGUCCUCGCCCCAACCCCUCAAGCUCAGGUCCUUGACAGUGCAGUUUCUGUAGCAAGAGGCACUUACGAUUCCCCCAGAGCUCUUCAGACGGUCCCCUCAGAUGGCACUAAACCCCAGGCGGCAGUGCCAGAGAAGACUGACUCUGAUGAAACAUGUCCCAGCCAGCCCCCAAACUCCCCUGGCCCCAACCCCCCUCAGACUGAACCCCCCCCUGACUCUGAACCUCCUCAGGCAGAAAGUUUGGAACCCGAUAGGCCAGCAGAGCCUGUCAGUCAUCCUCCACAGCCUAUCAGAGAGGCCGACGAGCGCUACCGCAAGAACAUUCAGGGCUCCCCUCAGACCGCCCCUCCUCCCAAGCAGCCCCCUCUGCCUCCCCGCUCCUCUGAACCGUUCUCCAACGGUGGCUCCUCCUCCGAGGCCUCCGCCAUGCACCGGCCCAUGGAGCCUCAGGUCCAGUGGUCCCACCUGGCCGCUCUAAAAAGCAGCAACAGCGCCGCCCCCUCUCCUCCUCCUCCUCCGCCGCCGCCCGUGGUCUCUCGCUCCCAGUCCUUCAGCGAGCCCGGCGGCGUGACCUCUAGUUUUGCACAACUCCACCUGCGUUCCCAGGACCCCCAUCAUCACCACCAACACCACCCAUCGCCCGCACGCACUGACCCCCAGCCCCAACCUCCCCUCCACCACCCUCAGGCUCAUACUAGGGCCGAACACCAGGCCAGCGGCGAGGAGGUACCUCCAAAGGUACCAGUGAGGACAACAUCCAGGUCUCCAGUACUGUCGCGCAGAGAGUCCCCUUUGCCAUCGCAGCCCGGCAACCAGGGCGGACAGAGGAGCGCUGGCGGUAACGUGGAGCAGCGCCCCCUGUGGGACCGAGUGGAGAAGCUGCAGCCUCGGCCCGGCAGCGGCAGCUCAUCCGGCUCGUCCAACUCCGGCUCCCAGGCCAGUCCUGGUGACCGCUUCAGACCACGCUGUGAGUCCCCCGCUUCCUCCAAAUCUGAAGGGUCGCCUCUCCAGCGGCCUGAAAAUGUACCCAAAAAACAAGAUGAAAAGAACCUCGCCAGGCCUACUCGACCAGCUGGUGAUGCGGACCUGACUGCUCUGGCCAAGGAGCUCCGUGCAGUAGACGAUGUGAGGCCUCCCCACAAGGUCACCGACUACUCCUCCUCAAGCGAGGAUUCGGGCACCACUGACGAGGAAGACGACGAGGAGGUGGACCAGGAGGCGGGAGAGGAGUCCACCUCAGGAGCUGAGGACUCCAGGGCUGGGAGGCUGAGUAACGGGGAGACGGAGUCCGCCAAGACCAUGCUGGUUGAGGACUCGGAGAGCGACCAAGCCAUCACACCCUCCAAGGAUGGCACGCUGGUCAUCAGACAGAGCACCGUUGACAUAAAGCGGUUGGUCAAUCUCUCAUCCUCCUCCUCCUCUUCCUCGGCUGGCUCUGGUCACGGCCAGUGCCAGCCCCAACCCCCCAGCCACGGCUUGCCGGAGAAAAACGGCUUUGCCGGCCGCAUACACCACCUUCCAGACCUUAUCCAGCAGAGCCAUCACUCCCCUUCCUCUUCCACAACCAUCCCUUCCUCCUCCUCCUCCUCCUCUUCCUCUUCCUCCUUCCCCUCAUCAUCUAGCCAUGCCAGCCCUGCCAUGUCCCCACAGAACCUCCUGGACAAGUUCACUGCCAUCGAGUCCCAGUCAGAAAGCAACUCCAUGUCCAAACACAAGUCUUCCUCUUCCUUCACUCCCUUCAUUGAUCCUCGUCUUCUCCAGAUCUCUCCAUCCAGCGGCAGCUCCCUCAACAACAUGGCAGCGUUCGGGCAGGACGGACGGCUUGCAGACCCGCUGAGGUCCGACCCAUCCCGCAAAGGCUCCGUGGUCAACGUCAACCCGGUGAACACACGCCCGCCGAGCGACACGCCAGAGAUUCGCAAGUACAAGAAGAGGUUCAACUCUGAGAUCCUGUGUGCCGCACUCUGGGGAGUGAACCUGCUGGUGGGGACAGAGAGUGGUCUGAUGCUGCUCGACCGAAGCGGUCAGGGGAAGGUCUACCCACUGAUCAACAGACGGCGCAUCCAGCAGAUGGAUGUCCUGGAGGGACUCAAUGUCCUGGUCACCAUUUCAGGUAAAAAGAACAAGCUGCGAGUGUAUUACCUGUCGUGGCUGAGGAACAAGAUUUUGCACAAUGACCCUGAGGUGGAGAAGAAGCAGGGUUGGGUUAACGUGGGCGACCUGGAGGGUUGCGUCCACUAUAAAGUCGUGAAGUACGAGAGGAUUAAGUUCUUGGUGCUGGCCUUGAAGAACGCUGUGGAGGUGUACGCCUGGGCACCCAAACCCUACCACAAAUUCAUGGCCUUUAAGUCUUUUGGUGACCUGGUGCACAGGCCUCUGCUGGUGGACCUGACUGUUGAGGAAGGUCAGAGGUUAAAGGUCAUCUACGGCUCCUGCUCAGGCUUCCAUGCUGUGGACGUGGACUCCGGAGCCGUCUACGACAUCUACCUGCCCACGCAUAUCCAGACCAGCAUUCAGUGCCAUGCCAUCAUCAUUUUGCCCAACACCGACGGCAUUGAGCUGCUGGUGUGUUACGAGGACGAGGGCGUCUACGUCAACACCUACGGACGCAUCACCAAGGACGUGGUGCUGCAGUGGGGAGAAAUGCCAACUUCAGUGGCCUACAUUAGGUCAAACCAGAUCAUGGGCUGGGGUGAGAAGGCCAUAGAGAUCCGCUCGGUGGAGACGGGACACCUGGACGGCGUCUUCAUGCACAAGAGAGCCCAGAGACUCAAGUUCCUUUGUGAGAGGAAUGACAAGGUCUUCUUCGCCUCUGUGCGCCCUGGAGGAGCCAGCCAGGUGUAUUUCAUGACCCUGGGGCGCACUUCCCUCAUGAGCUGGUAGUCCACAUCCCGCCACGCCAGCCAACGCGACGAUACCAUACCUAAGCAGAGACCAACAGAUGACGAUUGUGACUAUGACCGACGACGAUGAAGAAGAGAACCGCCUUGAGCCUGAGCUGGAGAAGCAUCUCGAUGGAGCUCCCGCUCACCUGCUCGGGCAAACAAACAACGGAUUGGACUGUAAUCACGAAAAGAAGCGAGGGGUGGGGUGUGUGUUUGGGGGGUGGGGGAGGUGCGUCACACUAAGUGUACUAGCAAACUAUAUUACGACAACAGAAACCCCCCCCUCCCACCAGCCUACAGGUUUCCCUCCCCCCAACCCCCGCUGCCUGACCUUUUGAGCCGAUCCCCCUCCUCCUCUUCCUCUGCAGGACGUGGGAUCUGUUGCCUGUUGAUGGUAAAUCUUUAUGUGUCAUAGUUAAACUUUUGCAUCGUGUACGUGUGUGAAAUGGAGGAAACACUGAGCAUGUGAACGACGGGACGAUGGGAGGCUAAACGCGGCCGUUUGCUGUAUCGAAGGCGGCGAAUGCUGUAUGCGCCGCACUCCCAAGUGUAGCUGUUAGUAGCUGUGUUUAGUCCAGGUCCCGUUCAGGUAAAAUUCGUUUCCCACCACCGGUAGAUUUUCACGUCAAGCAUGUCAUUUAACACUAGUUCACAGUUUUCCUCCCAUAAAUAACGCUUGACAUGUAAAUCUGCCUCUGCGUCUUCACUUUUUUUGCCUUCUCCUCUUUAAAGUGAAGAUUUUUUUUUUAAGGGACCUUCUUGAUAUAUCCAUUAAUAACAGGGUACUGUCUGGAUAUCAGCUUGUACAUACUAACAACAUCAACCUUGCGGGCUUCAGACUCUCCCAGCCACAUUGCCUCACGUACUGUAGGUUAUGUCGGACAGAAGUAGCCCUGUUUAUGACCGCAUGUUGCUUUGGUGUUAUCGACACAAUUAGCCCCCGUUUUUUCAUACACUGUAUAUUUUGUAUGUGACUGCUGCACAUAAAUAAAGCAUACAAAUGCAAGACACACCCAUAGAUGAGUUUUAAAGGAAAAAUCCACCCUAUUUAUCAGCAAUGUCGACCGGCUUUUCUUUAAUCUGCUUUGUUGCUGGCUCAAAGUCUGCUCAUUCUUGUCUUGUCGUUCUGCUACUAAACACACCACCAAAACCAGAAAAUAGACCCAAAAAUGUGAGCUGCAUUAUUACCAAAAGCUGUUUCCCUCCCCCCUCUCCCUGGUGGAUUUUUCCUUUAACGUCAGUCAUAAGUAGGGCUAGGAUAAACUGUGAAUUAGACAUGCAGAAUUAGCAGGUGGCCAUUAAGGUAGCAUGGAGGCCAGCAGGCAGAAGUGACAGGAAGGUAAUGAAGGCAGCGUGCGGAGAAGAAGCUUUGAACAUCACACUCCACAAAGGGGAAGGACAUCAGGAUCAGCUGAUUGUCUGUCUCUGUCUGCACAGUUGCAACGUUUGAAGCCCCGUUUCACAUCUACGUUCAUCCUCUGUGAACUUGAAGGAGACUUUAGCUCAUUGUGAAGCUAAACGUUUGCCUUAGGAGGGUCUCCAGCUGAUUUAAACUGCUUGAAGCCCUCUUUAGGUUUUGACAAAUUAAAAGUGAAGAGGUUUGGAUUUUCAACUUUAACUGGAUCAUUAUUCCAUCCCAGAAUUGAAUUUUAUGUCUUCAUUUUACUCUUCUUCCUGUGUCUAAAACCCAGAAUGACGAGGCGAGGCUCGUUUGUCACUUCAUGUUAGGCUCAUUCAACUGUUGAAAUGUAGAUUCCAUCCUGCAGCUGUAUGAAAAGUAAACUCCGUAACGGGUUCCACUCACCCCCACCUCGACUCCUUGAUCCUGCUCUCUCAGCAAGGGUGGUGCCUUCACUGUCCAAGGUGGGGCCUUCCGAGAGCUGCAGAACACAGGAGCGAGGAGGCAAAAAGUCACACGUUCUAAUAGCAGUGUUACAAAACCACUUCAGACGGCGCGAACUAAGCGGCAUAUUUUUAACUCUGACUUAGUUUUUAGUCUCGUUUCUGCAAUUUUUAUUAUGUAACCCUUCAGAUAAGUAUGCGACUGCAGUGAUUUUUAAAUUGUAAUGCACACCUUAUGUUGAAAAUGUUUACAGAAGCAAUUGUUUUGUUAAACCAAUGUGCAUCGAUAUGAAUAUUUAUGGUUUAUUUUGAGGGCAGUCCCCCCCCGACCCCACCCCCCCUGUUUUUUGUAUUUUGUAUUAUUCCCUUUUUGUACUAUCAUUUAGACGUUUGUGUACAGGAAUAAUCAACUUUUGCUCACGUUACGAAUUACACAAGUGUAAGAGUGUGAUUUCACUGAUUCCUCUACAUCCUGCAUAGUGCACAGUGUGCGUGGAUCAAACGUUUUCUACCACCCAGGUGCCAGGCGACAUGUUUCCCCUCAAACGUCUGUCUGCCAUGCCUCUCUAAUUUAUGUCCUCUCUGUGUGUACUAUGGGAAUUACUGUAUUUUCCUGAAGGUCUUUUUUUCCAUUGAAUAAAAUCAGAAGUAAUUUACA
Dicentrarchus labrax (European seabass) is the source of this 7260-nucleotide messenger RNA. RefSeq names its product mitogen-activated protein kinase kinase kinase kinase 4. Gene Ontology annotation, biological process: protein phosphorylation. The coding region runs from base 211 to 4758 and encodes 1515 amino acids. The record is from RefSeq and is a predicted model, not a curated record. Gene Ontology annotation, molecular function: ATP binding; protein kinase activity. Lineage: Eukaryota; Metazoa; Chordata; Actinopteri; Moronidae. The transcript has 33 exons.